Molecule: messenger RNA, 6150 nt
Organism: Pelobates fuscus (common spadefoot toad)
Lineage: Eukaryota; Metazoa; Chordata; Amphibia; Anura; Pelobatidae
Product: KIAA1328 ortholog
Exons: 11
Coding region: 45-1817 (590 amino acids)
Source: RefSeq, a predicted model, not a curated record
GGUUGCUGUGGAUGCUGGGGGUGGCGGUUGUUUGAAGAUGGCGGAUGUUGCUGGGGAAGGAGCUGCUGGUUACUGGAGUCUGGAUGGUAUCCUUUACCUGGCUGUGUGCUGUCAUGGAAUCCAUUGAGUCAUCUGAUGAAGAUCAGCAGAUGGUGUAUAUCCCAGGACUCUCUAAAGAGGGAAACCUGAGGACAAUCUCACAGUUUAAGAAUAAGAAGACUGAAGAUACAAGGCCAAAAGUACGGACUCCUGCCUCUGUCAAUGAAAUGGAUUUAAGGCAGAAUUUGCGAUGCCAAGGAGAUCAUCAGGUGGCUCCUGAAGAAGGAGGGAUUAGGAGUGCGUCUUUGAAGGAUUUGUGCCCAGAAGACAAGAGGCGCAUAGCUAAUCUAAUCAAAGAGCUUGCAAGGGUGAGUGAAGAGAAAGAAGUGACUGAGGAACGUUUGAAAAUUGAGCAUAAAUCGUUUGAGAAGAAGAUCCGACAGUUGGAAGAACAGAACGAUCUCAUAAUCACGGAAAGGGAAGCUUUGCAACAACAGUACCGGGAAUGCCAAGAGCUGCUGAGCUUGUACCAGAAAUAUCUGUCUGAACAGCAGGAGAAACUGAACCUGUCUCUCUCUGAACUCAGUGCCGGGGGCAGCAUGUCACGGCAGAUGACGAAGAGUCAACGGAAACCCACAUCUAGUGAACUCAAUGGUUCCUACCUUGCCCAACCUUUCCAGAAAGCCAGCAGUGCAUCUGAAAGCUCUUGCUUGCCAAUGGCAAAACACCACUGUAAAAAUGAACCUAACUCUAGAAUAGCUUUUCGGCCCAAUACAGAUCAAUGCCGUUUAGAAAACCACUUGCAGCGAAAAUGUGGUAGCGUGGACUUUUCAGAUAUACGCUGCACUAAUAUGGCUCAUGUCUGCCAAAGACACUCGUGUGGCAGUCUUGUGGAUCAACCAGCACCUCAGUAUUGCAUACAUUGUAUGAUGCCAAACCUGCCUGCAACAAGUCUGCCUGAUUACUCAUCAAGAAGGCCAUCUGAGUCUUGUACGUUGGCCGGGUGCUCUCCAACAUUCUUGAUGGAUGAUGGUGCUGGAACAUUGGCACACGAGGCAGCGGUUGAGAAAAGUUUAGCAGAGAAAAGAAAACAUGAGAUUCUGCUUCAAAAAAUGGAGCUGGAGAUGGAAAAGGAACGUCUGCAGCAACUUCUAGCUCAGCAAGAAGAAAAACUAAUUGCAAAGCAGCAGGAGCUACAGCAAUCCAAGCUGGAUUAUUCUAACCGGAGUCUACUUUAUUCUGACCCUCGCCCUUUGACGACAGACGACAUUUCUAGACAAUCCUUUAAUCUACCCAAUGGUUUACUGUACAGUCCUGUGAACACUCCGCCACCCACCAAGAACAAUAAGAAGCAGCAGAGAUCGGGAGGAAAUAGCACAGAAAAAAGGGGGCUGAUAUUUAAUGGGAGUGAGCAGGAUGACUUGUGGAUCAACUCACGCAGCAGUUUUCAGAGAGUGUCCCGAAAGGAUGCAGCAACAUCUCCCAGUGUAACAAGUGAAGGCCCCAAGGUGAUAGCCUCAGAAACCUCGCCAGUCCGCCACAACGUUUGUCGGUACGAGACCUCACUGAUCGACAUGUUGGAAGCUGUAAGUCCAUUAUCAACGCAAAGACAGCCACCCCUUUACCGGGAGCCCUGUGACUUCACUGUUUUCAGCCCAAUACCUAGAAGCCAUUUCCAACCUAGCAGGCGGAAUGCCAUGCCCAUUACGCAGGGACAUGAGCACCCUGAUAAUCCAGAUGAAAACCGCAUGCUGGAAGACAUAUUCUUCAUUUGCUGAUUGCAUUGUUCAUCGUCUAACCCACUCUCCAGCACAGAGUAUUGAUCCCUAAUGUGUGACUUGGUAAUGGACAGUUUGUAAUAUGGCGAUUGUUACGUAAGGAGCCAAGGAACACUGUGCACCACAGGAUAACUAUUGAACACUUUAUAUACGCAGACUAAUAUGUUCUCUUUCCUGGACUGCUGUGCGUUCUCAUUCUUGCUUGCAAGAGACUUCAUUUUUCAACCUGCUUUUUUUGUUUUUUAUUAUUGCAAAUUUCUUUAGAGGUUUUGAUUAGUUUUUUUUUGUGUGUUUUUUUGUUUUGUUUUUUUAACCUUGCAGUGAGUUUGUUUACACUACGAUUUCACUAACGCAUUUAACUUAUUGGAUUGGAAGCAGUGUGACUCUCUGCUCAGCCUUGCGGCUUCUGUUCUGCAUGUGGAAAUCAAGUUACAAGCCAAGCUUCCAGUGGUGCCUUAGCGCCUCCCAAAUCCCAUAGAUCAUUAAGCAUGCUGACGAUGCAGGAAUGAGAAAUCACACACCCGGGAGCAAGUUCUCACCAAGUGUUUCAUUAUUCCAUAUAUUGUAUGGAAUAGAUCAUAAGGACAUAAUAACAGGGGGGCACACCGAGACUUGCAGUUCUACAACUCUUGCUAUGUUCUGUGGAUGUAAAUUACCACAAGUGUGGAUUUAUCUUAAAAAUUAAAUGAUCUGUAUGGUUAAAAACAAUCUCUGAAUGCUAGAUUAGAUUGGCCGUUGAAGUGGAGGAUAUAUAAUGAAGACUUGGCUUUAAGAAUAUAUCUUUGCAUUUUUACACACGGCCAUAUGGGUGAUGUCCCAUCUAGAUACCAUCUUGGUUUUUGAAGUGUUAUUGUGUGCAACAUUCAUCAUUUGUGAUAUUCAAUGUAGUGAGAGGACUCUCCUACUCCUGGCCUGUAAAAGUUGCGACCACACAUUUUAUGUUGGCUAAACAGUCCAGUUAGAACGUGAUUGCCUGUAGAGCCUGGCAUUGAUACCAUAUAGCAUUAUGUAAAGACCAUGCACGUCAUAAAAUAUGAGACGUGGUCUACAAUACCGCUAUAAGAUCCACUAUAAUGCAUUGCUCUAAUUCCUUUGUAUAUAAAUUAUGUAUAAGUCUAGAGACAGAACCUGUCUCAUACCAGCUGGCAUUAUGUAGAAUUUACUAAUGUCCAAUUUUUACAUUAAAACAAAUUGUAGUAUGCUCUCAAAACCAUUUUUAAUACAAUAAUCCUUUCAUCGAGUUUUAAAUAUCAAUAGUUUUUUGUAUUUUGUUUUCAUUUAAUGAAUAUAUGGGGGGAAGGGGAAAGAUGAAAGACUGUACCGAUCUUUUAGUAUAUGAGAGGAUCCUUCAGCCACGUGGCACCUUGUGUCGGACAGUGUUUUAAAACGGACAGCCUCUAUAGUCUUUUUCAAACACUGUCUGACCCAAGGUGCAUGUGCAUGAUCCUGUCAUAUACUAAAGGUUGGGAUGAGUUUUUCUAUUUUUUAUUUUUAUGAAGUAGAUUUCCUUCCGAAGUCUGAUGAAAGGGUUCUUAUAUUAAAGAAUAGUUUUUGGUUGACGGUUGUCUCUUCUGUUUCGCUGGUAACUGCUAUAAGUUUAGUGACUCUGGAUUCCCACAGCACUGUGCAGAUAAACAUUGCUUGUGGGUUUUGUCAUAAACUUAGAGGUGACAAUCUGCUGCCCCGCAUUGUAAAUAUAUUUUAUUCCAGUAUAACUGCAUUCAAAUUGCUCCUCACCUUCUCUCUGAAUUGGUUUGUCACGUAUAAAUCUUUACAUUAACUAACAAAGCAAAUUUUAUUUGUGUCAACGUUUUGUAAAUCCAGAGCUGUGAUUUUUUAAAUUAUUUUAAUUAUUGAUUGUCACCCACCUGCAGAUGGCAUAUUGAGCAUUGUUGGAACUCUCCUCUCAUAUCCGGAUUUCAGCACCAAAAUAAGCAUCUAAUCAAAGAAUCUCAGAAACAUGCUCGGGAAUGUGCUUAAGGACUAUAGAUUAAGAAUUUUUUUUUUUAAUCAAACUCUCAUUGUUUUGAAUUAUCUAUGCCAUACUGUAAAAAAGUGCCAACUUACAGGUCUUUAAUUAGGACCAUAUAGUUAUUAAACAAUCAUGGUAAUCACCAUAACAAUCCACAAUGAAUGCACUGGUUAUGAUAUUAUAUGUCAGAGGAAACUCGGUUUCCAGUGUCCCUGCAUUAAUUUACCCCUUGGGUCACUGACUGUAAAAGGAACAUUUUAAAGGGUUACUCCAAGCAUCAAAACCACUACACUCCGCGCUGUAGUGUUUAUGAUGCCAGGAGUACCCUGACCCCAUGUCCCUGUGAUGCGGAGAACAGUUUUGCAACAACUUGACCUCUUUCCUGGUCCUGCCAUGAGUCUUGUCUUCUAUCUUUUAAGGCUGGUUGUGACAUGCAUCCUGCUUCUGCAGAGCUGAAUGCAGAUCCUGCAGACCAUUCAUUGGAUCAGAGUGUCAGAUGACUGCUCUCAGCCAAUGUUUGCAAUUCUGUUCAUAGAAAUAUGAACAUAGUAGACAUUUAUCAGCCUGUGAACUCUAGUUCCGGACUGGCUGAUGACACCUUAGUGACGCUGCCACGGGUUAAUCAUCACAUGUGCAAAUCACUGAAGUGGCCAUGGUGCUUGACGUAAUCCUUGAAUCCCUUCCCAUCCGCAGUCUGUUAAACUUGUGCGUUUUGCAUUAGCACAUUGGUCUGGCACAUGCUGCACAAGUUCUUAAUUCCUCCCAGGCAUGCAUGCUUGUCAUCUCUGCAGGUCGCAGCACGUAUCCACGUUCACAUAAUAUUUAAAUCAGUCCAUGAAUAGGUAGAUAGUUGCUAUAAUACUACUACUUAUUUAAAGGAACACUAUAGUUACCAAAACAACUUUAGCUUAAAGAAGCAGUUUUGGUGUAUAGAUCAUGCCACUGCAGUCUUGCUGCUCAAUUCUCUGACAUUUAGGAGUUACACAGCCCUAGUCACACCUCCCUGCAUGUGACUUGCACAUCCUGCCUAAACACUUUUUGUUAAGCAUCAUCUAAAGUUUCCACUUCCCUUACUGCAAAUUCUGUUUAACAUGGGAUUUCCUAUCUCAUGCUCAGCUACUAACUUUCUAGACCCUGCAGGAGACUCCUGUCUGUCAUUAAAGUUCAAUUUACAGAGUUUGAGAUUAAGUUUUUUAAUAAGUUACAUCUGAUUGAAAAUGUAAACCAUUUGGUUUUCAUGCAGUCUGUGUGAGUCACAGACAGGGGAGGUGUGGCUAGGACUACAUGAACAGAAACACGUGAUUUAACUUAGAGAACUGAGCAGUGAAGCUUCAGAAGUAGGAACUAUACACCAAAACUGCUCCAUUAAGUAAAAGUUGGUUUCCUGACUAGUAUCCCUUUAAGAGAGUUCCACUUGCCCUGUGUGAGGGGUGGGGAGUGAACUACUAAUCGCAUCUCUGCAAUGCAUGAGGGGAAAAAAAGCAAGGUGCAAGAUUUUUUUAUUUUUUUUAUCCUGGUCUGGGAGGGAUCUAUGAACUUUAAAGAUUACCUUUUUUCCAAAUUUUUGAAUACAUUGUGUAUAGUAUUAAAAAGAGGCAGUGGGCCACUUAACUCUCUAAAGUGCCCCUUUAUUGCCUGCACUGGGACACAGAUGUGUUCCAUACCAUGUUAUAAGGUCUGCAUUGGCUGGAACUGGCUUCUAAUGAAGCUUAUUUUAGUAUGUAUUGUAUUAUAUUUCAAUUAAGAGUGAGGAACAAAACUUUGUGUGGUGAUCUCACAUAUCCAUUUAUCUUUCACUCCUAAUCAUGUCGUUGUGAAACCUUUUAUUAAUACGUGGAAAAAGUAUUCUAAAUGUAAAUAAUUAGUCUGUCAUUUUAAUCCAAAAACGUUUUUUUAUUUAAGUUCCACACCAAAUUCUUGUCAUUUCACAUAAGAUGCAGUUCUGGCCACAUUGGAAUUAAAAGAACCCGCAAGUGGUUAGGCAGAAGAUUGUACAAACAUCGGCCACACCUGGAGUAUGCCAGAGGUUUUAACGUAUGUGAUGCGUAAUUACAGUAAAUGUCUUUGUAGCUGGAUGAAUGCUUGGGUAGAUCUGUUUUUGUCUAGCAAAUGUUGUAUUAAAUAGCAAGCUGUCACAACCACUCAAAUUCCAUCUUACCUCUCAAACUCUUUGAGGCACAAAAUCCUUUGUCUCUAAGGAACCUCAAAAUCUAUUCCUAACUGGUCCAGGAGUGGGAACGUUCUAUACAGCAUGAAUGAAACGGAUGACAUUUACUUAUACUUCUCAAUAUUGUGAAAAUGAAAGGUUCAAAGUGAUUGCCGCCUUUCAGGGUUUUGCCUAAUUAAAUUUAUCUUGUGAAA